AUGCGCUCUCUCACGCGCGUUUUUACGCGCACUCUCACGCGCUCUCUCACGCACUCUCUCACGCGCUCUCUCCUGCGCUCUCUGACGCACUCUCGCACACGCUCUCUUACGCUCUUUCACGCACUCUCUCACGCGAUCCCUCACGCGCUCCCUCACCCGCACUCUCUCGCGCAUUCUCUCUCUCUCACGCGCUCUCUCGCGCGCUUUCUUGCGCGCUCUCUCACGCGCUCUCUCGCUCGCACUCUCACUCGCGCUCUCACGCACUCUCUCACGCGCACUCUCACUCUCUCACAUGCUCUCUCACGCAAUCUCUCACGGGCUCUCACGCAUUCCCUCGCACUCCCUCUCGCGCACUCUCUUGCGCAUUCUCUCUCUCACGCGCUCUCUCAUGCACACUCUCUCGCACACUCUCACGCGCUCUCUCACGCGCUUUUUGAUGCAAUCUCUUAUGUGGUCCUUCACGCGCUCUCUCACGCGCUCUCUCACGCUCUCUCUCACCCACUCUCUCACGCGCUCUCUGACACGCGCUCUCUCACGUGCUCUCUCACGUACUCUCUCACGCACUCUCUCACGCGCUCUCUCACGCGCUCUCUCACGGGCUCUCACGCACUCCCUCACGUGUUCUCUUUCGCGCACUCUCUUGCACAUUCCCUCUGUCACGCGCUCUUUCUCGCGCACUCCCACGCGCUCUCUCACGCGCACUCCCACGCGCUCUCUUACGCGCUCUCUGACGCACUCCCUCACGCGCUCUCUCACGCGCUCUCUUACGCUCUCUCUCAUGCGCUCUCUCACGCGCACUCUCACGCGCACUCGCUCUCUCACGCGCUCCCUCACGCGCUCUCUCACGCGCUCUCUCACGCACUCUCUCACGCACUCUCUCACGCGCUCUCUGACACGUGCUCUCUCACGCGCUCUCUCACGCGCUCUCUCACGCGCUCUCUCACGCGCACUCUCACGCGCACUCGCUCUCUCACGCGCUCCCUCACGCGCUCUCUCACGCACUCUCUCACGCGCUCCCUCACGCGCUCUCUCAGGCGCACUAUCACGCGCUCUCUCACGCGCUCGCGCUCUCUCACUCGCACUCUCACGCGCACUCUCACGCACACUCUCACGCGCACUUUCACACGCACUCUCACGCGCUCUCACACGCUCCCUCACGCGCUCUCUCACGCACUCUCUCACGCUCUAUCUCACGCACUCUCUCACGCGCUCUCUCACGUGCUCCCUCACGCACUCUCUCACGCGCUCUCGCAUGCGCACUCUCACGCGCUCUCUCACAUGCUCUCUAACGCAAUCUCUCAUGCGCUCUCUCACGGACUCUCACGCAUUCCGUCGCACUCCCUCUCGCGCACUCUCUUGCGCAUUCUCUCUCUCACGCGCUCUCUCAUGCAUUCUCUCUCGCACACUCUCACGCGCUCUCUCACGUGCUCUUCGAUGCAAUCUCUUACGCGCGCUCUCUCACGGGCUCUCACGCACUCCCUCACGUGCUCUCUCUCGCGCACUCUCUUGCGCAUUCCCUCUGUCACACGCUCUUUCUCGCGCACUCCCACGCGCUCUCACGCGCACUCCCACGCGCUCUCUUACGCGCUCUCUGAUGCACUCCCUCACGCGCUCUCUCACGCGCUCUCUCACGCGCUCUCUCACGCGCACUCUCACGCGCACUCGCUCUCUCACGCGCUCCCUCACGCGCUCUCUCACGCGCUCUCUCACGCACUCUCUCACGCACUCUCUCACGCGCUCUCUGACACGUGCUCUCUCACGCGCUCUCUCACGCGCUCUCUCACGCGCUCUCUCACGCGCACUCUCACGCGCACUCGCUCUCUCACGCGCUCCCUCACGCGCUCUCUCACGCACUCUCUCACGCGCUCUCUCACGCGCACUCUCACGCGCUCUCUCACGCGCUCGCGCUCUCUCACUCGCACUCUCACGCCCACUCUCACGCACACUCUCACGCGCACUUUCACACGCACUCCCACGCGCUCUCACACGCUCCCUCACGCGCUCUCACGCACUCUCACGCGCUCUCUCACGCACACUCUCACGCACUACCUCUUGCGCUCACUCUCUCGCACUCUCACGCGCAUUCUCUCUCUCACGCGCUCUCUCACGCGCUCUCUCAUGCGCACCCUCACACGCUCUCUCACGCGUUCUCUCACGCGCUCUCUCACGCGCUCUCUCACUCGCACUCUCACGCAAUCUCUCACGUGCUCUCUCUCACGCACUCACUCACGCACUCACUCACGCGCCCUCUCAUGCGCUCUCAAACGCUCUCUCACGCGCUCUCCCACUCGCUCUCUCAUUUGCACUCUCACGCGCUCUCUCACGUGCUCUCUCUCACGCACUCACUCACGUGCCCUCUCAUGCGCUCUCUCACGCGCUCUCUCACGCACUCUCUCACGCGCACUCUCACGCGCACUCUCACGCGCACUCUCACGCACUCUCUCACGCGCUCUCUCUCACGCACUCACUCACGCGCUCUCUCACGCGCUCUCUCACGCGCUCUCUCACGCGCACCCUCAUGCCCACUCUCAGGCACACUCUCUCGCGCUCUCUCUCUCGCACUCUCACGCACAUUCUCUCUCUCACGCGCUCUCUGACGCGCUCUCUCAUGCGCACCCUCACGCUCUCUCUCGCGCGCUCCGUCUCUCCCCUUCUUCAAAUGAAAGUGCCAUGCAAGAGGAGACCAACUGA
Closterium sp. Naga37s-1 is the source of this 2691-nucleotide messenger RNA. NCBI's taxonomy places the organism in Eukaryota, Viridiplantae, Streptophyta, Zygnematophyceae, Desmidiales, Closteriaceae. The record is from the annotation of a GenBank genome assembly.